AUGGCCCUGUCCCUGCCGAGUGGACCUGCAAAGCAAAUGGAGACUGAAAAGGACAUGGAGCAACGGUUCAAAACGACAAUUGACAACCUGGUCGCGGAGUGGGACGAGAAACUGUCCAAGGACGAGGACUGGGCCGACAAGGACAGAAGCGCCAAGAUCAGAGAGAUCUUCGUGAGCGAGAUCUGGAGUCAAGUCAAGGACGGUUACGACAAGAUGCUGCAAGACCUUAAGGCGCAUUUCAAGGCCCGUCUCGAAGCGAAGGACAUCGCUGCCGACUUGUUUGCGAGGGUCAAAGAGGUUGGCUCGAUCAAGACCACCCUUGAGCGUCGGGAAAAGACCAAGCUUUUCGCAAGCAUCAACGACGUCUUCAUCGAGAUGCACGACCUUGUGGGGCUCCGGAUCGUGCCACACACUUCCGAAGCCCGAAAAGAAGUUCAGGACUUUAUCGACAAAGAGUUCCAUCAGCUGAAGCCAACAGCGCACAUCUCGUCGGACCGCAAGGUCGGCGAAUUCUGGGACGUGCGCUUCGGAGCUUACGAGUCUAACAAUCACCGAGUCGGUAUCAACCUGGAGUAUGGCGCAUACGGUGGAAGUUUGUCAUCCUACGAGGGUGUCAUGUUCGAAAUCCAGGUGACAUCCUUAGCCGACAUGCUCGGCAACAUCCUUGCGCACCCGCUCCAGUACAAGAAGAAGCACGGCCCGCUCGACAAGCGAACGGAACAGACGCUGGACCUCUUGAAGGGAACCUUCAAAUUCCUUGACGUGCACCUCGAGCAGUUCUUCGACGCGUACGAUGCCAUGCUCGAGGAGAAGGCGAUCGAGGCCGAGUCUGGCUCAGGCUCAGGGCGAGUCAUGACCAAGGCAGCCAAAGCUGCUGCCUUAGGUGAUUUGGGCAAGAUGAGAGCAGAUGUGGCAGCGGCUGUCACGAAAGCUCUCGAGGAGCGUAUGCACCAUUUGGCGGACGGCGUACCAGACACGCCUUUCAGUGCGCCUGAAUACUGGCGUCAAAUAAAAAAGCAGAGCAACCAGUUGAAGGAAUUUCAGCGCAAGUUCCAACAGCAACAAGACCGUCAAUACCUGGAAAAGCUUCCAGUGGCAAAAGGCGCUGCAUUCGAUGCCCAGGCGAACGAACACGACCCUAGCUGUCACCCCGACACCCGCGUGGACCUUCUCGCCGACAUUCACAAAUGGAUCGAGGAUCCCAACGGAAAAUGCAUUUUCUGGCUGCGUGGCAUGGCCGGCACCGGCAAGUCCACCAUCUCUCGAACAGUGGCCAAAAAGCUUUCUACGGCAAAGGUGCCCAGUGCGAGCUUCUUCUUCAAGAAAGGCGAGGGCGACCGCGGCAGCGCGGCCAAAUUCUUCACCACCAUACUCGCCCAGCUCGUCCGCCGGGUGCCGAUCUUGGCAUCACAUGUCCAAAGCGUAAUCGAGAACGAUCCAGCCAUCGUCGACAAGAACAAGAAAGAGCAGUUCGAAAAGCUCAUCCUUGAACCACUGAACAAGUGCAAGGUUGCCAGUUCCCCGCUGCUUGCUGUGGUGGUGGAUGCCCUUGACGAAUGCGAUCGAGAAGAGGAUGCGAAGGUUCUUGUAUAUCUUUUCUCGAGAGCUGGGGAGGUCGCGUCAUUCCGUCUCCGAUUCUUCGUCACCAGCAGACCCGAGUUGCCCAUCCGCCUUGGCUUUAAAGAAAUCGGCGACAACUACCAGAACCUGGCCCUCCAUAAAGUGCCUAAGCCCGACAUAAAAAGGGACAUUUCCACGUUUUUACGCUCAGAACUAGACCGCAUCCGUCAGGAUUUCAAUAAAACCGUACCAGGACCAGGUUUGCCAUCUGAUUGGCCCCCACCAGCCCGUUUUAAGGAUCUCGUCAACAUGGCUGUACCGCUUUUCAUCUUCGCAUCAACCGCUUGCCGCUUCAUUGCCGAUAUCCACUACGGCAAUCCUAUGGAGCAGCUAGACAAAGUUCUCGAGUACAAAACAAAAAGAGGACGGUCUCAACUGCACGCAACAUACCUGCCAAUUCUAAACCAGCUUCUUCUUAAGCGCACAAAUACAGGGUCGGAUAAACGUACAGGGGAAGAAGAAGCCCAAAUCAUUGCGUGGUUCCGCGAUAUCGUUGGAACCAUCGUACUACUUGCCGACCCUCUCCCUUCCGCAUCGCUGGCACUUAUCCUCGGCAGAACUCAGCACGACGUGGACUCGAAGCUGUGCACAUUGCAUUCUGUCCUUGAUAUUUCGGAUGAUCCCCUCGUCCCUGUCAAGCUGCUCCACUUGUCCUUUCGCGACUUUCUCGUUGACCAAGAGAAUCGCGAUGCGAAUCCCUUCUGGGUUGACGCGCAAAGGACCCAUGAGCAGCUGGCAGGCCGCUGCCUCAAACUGCUGUCAACUGGCGACACCCUUAGAAGAGACGUUUGCGAUCUGCGCCAUCCCGGCACACUCCGGUCCGAAACCAGCCUACAGACUAUCAAUACUGCCUUGCCGCCCGAAGUUCAGUAUGCCUGUCGAUACUGGGUCCAUCACUGGAAGGAGAGCAGACGGCAGAUACGAGAUGGUGAUCCGGUUCACCUCUUUCUGACUGAUCGUCUGCUGUACUGGCUUGAAGCUUUGGGCAUAACGGGGCGAAUCCUGGAAAGCUUUGACAUGGCAAACUGUCUGCUGGAUAUGCUCCAGCCGGAGAACAGUACUGCAGCGUCAGCGUUGAUUCAUGAAUUGCAGCGUUUUCUUUUAGCGAAUGCUACUGUUGUCGAUGCAUCACCUCUCCAGAUCUACUACUCGGCCCUGGUGUUUGCACCAGAAAAAAGUAUAGUUCGGAAACUAUGGCGUAAAGAAUUUCCGAAUUGCAUUUCAUUACUAUCACCAGUGGAUUUGAAUUGGAAUGCGUACCAGACGCUCGACGGGCACAGCGGUUCGGUCAGGUCCGUCGCGUUCUCGCCCGACGGCCAGAGGCUCGCGUCGGCCUCUGACGACGAGACCGUCAAGCUCUGGGACGCGACGACGGGCGCGUGCCUGCAAACGCUCAAGGGGCACAGCGGCUGGGUCAGGUCUGUCGCGUUCUCGCCCGACGGCCAGAGGCUCGCGUCGGCCUCUGACGACGAGACCGUCAAGCUCUGGGACGCGGCGACGGGCGUGCGUGUUAGGGAUCACCGGUACCAAAAAGGCGAGGCUGCAGCAAAGUACCGCAAAUUUGACGAUUUGAAGCUAUGGUACAAAGGAAGAAUUGGUGCGCUGCACCGAAUCCAAUCUGCAAUGUUUUCUCGGGCAACGUUCGAAGGGCACAGGGGCGGGGUUAACUCUGUCGCGUUCUCGCCCGACGGCCAGAGGCUCGCGUCGACCUCUGACGACAAGACCGUCAAGCUCUGGGACGCGGCGACGGGCGCGUGCCUGCAAACGCUCAAGGGGCACAGAAUUUGGGUCAACUCUGUCGCGUUCUCGCCCGACGGCCAGAGGCUCGCGUCGGCCUCUUUCGACAAGACCGUCAAGCUCUGGGACGCGGCGACGGGCGCGUGCCUGCAAACGCUCAAGGGGCACAGCAGCUGGGUCAGGUCUGUCGCGUUCUCGCCCGACGGCCAGAGGCUCGCGUCGGCCUCUUACGACGAGACCGUCAAGCUCUGGGACGCGGCGACAGGCGUGUGCCUAACGACGCUCGAUGGGGUAACUUCCACUUUAUCAUUUGAUAAGACAGGCUCGUACCUCCAUACAGAUUUUGGGACUAAAUUGCUACAUAAAAAACCAGCUGCUGGUCCAGCAACGGUUCAAGCUCAUUUGCAGCACCAAGAUUUUGAAGGUGUUGGCACCAGUGCUAAUAAAGCAUGGAUCACCUGGAAUGGAAAGCGCUUUGUGUGGCUGCCUACUGAAUACCGUGGGCAAUGUACAGCCAUAGCAGGAUUAACAAUAGCUUUAGGCUGUUCAUCCGGGCGGGUGUUGUUCUUCCAGUGGUCAGGAGCCUCUUGAUGGAGAAAGUUUUCCUUGCUUUCAAUCCUCUUUUUUCUUUUCUCUUUGCCCGUUCCCGGGUCGCAGGGGACCGCGCAUUUUUAUAGGUUUGUACUGCUCUUGAAGAAUAUGUUGGGACCGUC
Molecule: messenger RNA, 4070 nt
Organism: Gaeumannomyces tritici R3-111a-1
Lineage: Eukaryota; Fungi; Ascomycota; Sordariomycetes; Magnaporthales; Magnaporthaceae
Exons: 3
Coding region: 1-3948 (1315 amino acids)
Biological process (GO): guanosine tetraphosphate metabolic process; negative regulation of transcription by RNA polymerase II
Cellular component (GO): transcription repressor complex; nucleus
Molecular function (GO): protein binding
Source: RefSeq, a predicted model, not a curated record